AUGAGCGUUCAGAACAAAACGUCGCCACACAGCGACUCCGCUUGCAGUGUGUUGCCACCCCAAGUUCAUCUGAUUUCCCGUUCGGAGGUAAUAUUUAUACGCCUGUGGGAGAGUUGGAGAGCGACCGACCGCUGCCUCAGUCUCCCUCAAGGGUUGCCAGGACAAAACAUAAUCUUCUGUGGUCGGUGCGACUUGGGGCCGGCCUCCUGCUGGAUCCGUGGCGGUCGCACCAACGAAGCGGAGAGCGGUUCUUGCGACUCUGCAGGGAGGGACCUUCGAUUUCCAAGCAAGGCUAUGGCUGGGCAGCUCACCUGUACCCUCCACACUGACGGUCGUUGCGUUUUCCUCCUCGUCGCCGCCGUCGCCUUCGUCGUCCUCGUCCUCGUCCUCGUCCUCGUCCUCCAAAAGCCCAGACGCUCUGCUCCUUCCGUGAGCAACAGACGGUGGAUGUGGCUGCCUAGAUUUUCGUUUUUAGAAUUAUUAAAUGCAGCAGUAACAUUAGUACCUAGAACUGGCGGAAGAACCAUUUCGAUGAUGAACGGUAGUUCCAAGGAUAACAGUAGACAGGUCAGUUAUCUUGACUUUGGCUGGUGUUCUGCGGAUGGAGUAGUUCUGGAGGCCUGCUUCACCUAUUAG
This is a messenger RNA of Penaeus chinensis, 636 nucleotides long. RefSeq lists its product as uncharacterized. Bases 1 to 636 code for a protein of 211 amino acids. The transcript has 6 exons. The record is from RefSeq and is a predicted model, not a curated record. Lineage: Eukaryota; Metazoa; Arthropoda; Malacostraca; Decapoda; Penaeidae.